UUUGUAUCGGAAGAUUAAAGUUGGUGUGUAACAUAAAUAAUUUUUUAAAUUUAAAUAAAUAUUUAUUCAAAAUAAUUGAGAAAUAAUAAUAAAGUUUCUUCAACAAAAUCCUAAUAAAGUAUUUUAUAAUAUUAAAUAUUGAACGAGUAAUGAAAUGUAAAGAAAUAUUGAAAUAUUUGAAGGAAAAAAAAAGAAUUUUUCCUCUUCGCAUUUUUUUUUUUGAAUAAUUACGCGUAACAAAAACACGGGUUACGACGACAACGACAACGACGACGGGGAUUAACUUACUGAUAAAAAGAAGAAUAUUAUACACAUAUAUAUAUGGGUAGAUAUAUCUACAUAAUAUUAAGAGUAAAAUCAAAUCUUUCAAUAUAAAUAUAACAAAAUUUAUCCUCCGAAAAAGAUUUUUAAGAAAUACAAGGAAAUUUUUAUCUUAAUUGUACAUGAACAUGAAAAUUUUAUUAAAUUUUGGCUUCAAUUUUUAAUAGACAAAUUUGUGUAUACAUGGCAGUAAACUAUUAAGUAUAAUUUUAAAUAGAAUAAAAAAUUGAAGGUGAAAAAAGCUGAAAAAGGCUUCAGAGAGUAAAUCGAUUCAAAAGUGAUUUUGAUUAUUCGUAAUAACUAAUAAGUAUAACAAGUAUAACAAAAAAGUAUAACAAAAAAAAAAAAUCAAGAUUUCAGAAUUUUGUAAAAUUAUCUACAUAAAUACCUACUUAAUAUUUUGCAAUCGAUCAUAUACAAAUAAUUGAGAAAAUAUAAUUAAAUAAUAGCAAAAUUAAAAAAAAUUAUUUUUUGGUCUCAAUCUCAAGUACCUACUAUUUUGAUUGUAGUUAUGGUUGUUCCCCCCUCUAUAUGCAUAAUAUGUAUGUACGUAUACAAACAAGAUAAGUGAUUUAAAAACAUAAAAAAAAUAUGAUAGAAAUAAAAAAUAAAACAAAAGAAAUAUUAAAAAAAAAUUUCUAAUUGAAAUAUCAUUGAAAUUUGUUAAAUUAAAACAAAAACUUUAGAAGUGAUUAUUUAACAUUUUCUUCCUCAUUUUAUAUCAAAAAACAAAAAAAUACAUUUGUUUGGUUGGAUUUGUGUUGUAUUCCAAACACGUAUACAAAAUAACUAAGAGUGUAUAACCUACCUGUGCAUGCCUGCCUGAUUGCCUAUGUAACAAAAACAAUAAAAAAAAAACAGAAAAAAUAUAUCAGCGAAAUUUAAAAAAAAAGAAGAGAAAGAAAAAUUUGAAUAUUCAAAAAAAUACAAAAAUAAAAAAAAAAUAGAAAUUGGGCCACUAAUGUCAAGAAUUUAAUAAAAUAAAUAUUAAAGGUAUAGUUUAAAACUUAGUAGAUUUAUAGAAUUAAAUGUAUCACUUAUUAUCAAAUAAAUAAAAAAUAUAAAUAUAGUGUGAAAUAUAGACAAAAAACAAAACAGAAACUAGUGCUAAUUAUUUAAAAAAAAGUAGUUAACUUAAAAAAUUAGAAAUUGUAUUUUGAUUCCUUUAGAGUAUAACAAAAGUUAAACAAAAUUUGUGUGAAAUUAAACUUGCCAAUUUUUCUUUUUUUACAAAUUAAUUAUACAUUAAAAAGUAGUUAUAUUUAAAAUAAAAACAAUAACAAACAAUAAUAAGAAACCAAAAAAGUAUAAACAAAACUCUUAAUAUAAGUAAACAUAACCUACAAUUUACAAACCUACGUCAACCAUAUUCUUACCAUAUAAAUUUAGAAGAGAUCUUUUUGUUUAGAUUUUAUUAUUGUAAUUAUUAUUUGUAAUUAAGUACCUAUAUACAUAGUUUUUCUUAAAUUAAAAAAAAAAUUGAAUUUCUUUUCGUAUUUAAAAACAAUUAUUUUAAAAUUUAUACAAAUUGUGCUAUUUAAUUUGCUGUGUUUGCAACAUUUUUAUUUGUUUACUUCAACAUUUUGUGUUCAACAAUCCUCAAACAGAACAACAACGUCAACGUUUGGCAGCAUCAAACGAAGAAAUACAAAGGUUGCAGCCACAAAAUAGUAAUAAUCAAAAUAAAACCGUUGAUUAUACGGGGCGGCAGCAGCAACAGCAGCAGCAGCGAAAAAGCAGCGAAAAUAAUAUUAAGAGUGGCCGGCAACAUAAUUCACAACAGAAUAAUAAUACCAAUAUGGCUUGGACAGAGCAUCAUCAUCAACUUCAUAAGCAUCAUGAACAACAUCCGCAGCAACACCAUAAUCAAGAAUUUGGAAUACAUUUUCAACAAAAUCCAUUUAUUCAUCAUCACCAAUAUCAUCAUUCUCACCACGAUGACGAAGAACUAAGGCAAUUAGAUGAUGAUAAUAUAGAAAAAAAUAAAUUACAAUUACAAAAACCAAAUGAUAAUGAAAAUGACCUUCUUAAUCAAAAUAAUUAUCAACAACAAUAUCAUCAUCGUAAUCAUCGUAAUUCAUUAGUAAAACAAAUACAACAUAAUCAACAUUUUCAAAAUCAUUUAAAUCAUCAUCAUCAUCAAAAGCAUUAUACAAAUAAGCAAAUACAAAAUCAACAUUAUUAUCAUUACCAACAACAACAACAACAACAGCAACAACAUGAACUACAACAACUAGAACAUCAACAACAACAACAGCAGCAGCAACAAAAACAACAAUUUGAUAUAGAAUCACCUGAUACAUGCCAAUUGGCAGCAAUUUCUUUAGAAUUUAAUAAAUCAAAUGAAAGAAUUGAUGAAGAAAUUUUUGGCAAUAAUACCAACAUUUGUUCUUCACCCUGGCCAAUGGAAUAUGAAAAUUCUUCAACAUUAGUUUUAAAAAAUAAUAGCAACAAUAAUUUAAAUAGUAGUGGUAACAACGAUAUUAAAUUAUGUACAGAUGAUGAAAAAAUUAUUUCUUGGCCUAUCUCUCGGCAACAGCAACAACAACAGCAGCAAAUACAAAAUAAUGAAAAACCAAAAUUACAGCAACAACAACAACAUUCAUCUAAUAAAAUUUAUGAGGAUGACGACGAUAUGAAUUCUGAGGUAAAUAAGUAAAAAAGACAAAAAAAUUAGUUUUGUAUACAAACCAAACUACUUUUAGAAAUCUAAAAGGCUUCCUCUUAUUUCUCCUUUCAUUUCCAUUUUAUGUAUAAACUUAAUUCACAAAUUUCUU
Condylostylus longicornis is the source of this 3098-nucleotide messenger RNA. RefSeq names its product GATA zinc finger domain-containing protein 10-like. Lineage: Eukaryota; Metazoa; Arthropoda; Insecta; Diptera; Dolichopodidae. The record is from RefSeq and is a predicted model, not a curated record. The coding region runs from base 2120 to 2980 and encodes 286 amino acids. The transcript has 4 exons.